AUGAACCUGCGAGUGGAUGAUGAGCCCAAGCAACAUUAUUCUGUUGAAUCAGAUAUAUAUAUUUUUUUCUGUGUGGUCCAGACGUAUGUCCCAUCUAGUUAUAAUCUAAGGGAGAGCGAUUCGGUUAUCCUCUACGUGGUCCGGGAUUGUCUUUGGGGUCUGGUGAACAAUGCAGGCAUUGGUGUUCCAGGAGGUAUUAAUGAAUGGUUGACUACAGAUGACUUCUUGAAGAUUCUGAAAGUAAAUCUGAUAGGAGUUAUUGACGUGACACUUAAUAUGUUGCCAAUGAUACGGAAAGCACAAGGCCGUGUUGUGAAUGUAGGCAGUGUGGCUGGCAGAAUAAGUAUCUGUGGUGGAGGAUACUGCAUAUCAAAGUUUGGAGUAGAAUCCUUUUCUAACAGUCUUCGACGAGAAAUGCUUCCAUUUGGAGUGAAGGUUUCUAUAAUUGAGCCUGGCUUUUUCAAAACCGAGGUAACAAAUCCAGAGUUACAAAUGCAAAAUGUUAAACUCACAUGGGAGCAAGCAUCAGAAGAAGUCAAGAAAAGUUAUGGAGUAGAGUAUUUCAAGAAAAGCUAUGAGUAUGCUGACAGCGUAGCAUCCUUCUGCUCCACAAAGCUGUCUCUUGCUACAGAUUGUAUGGAGCAUGCACUGACCGCAGUUCAUCCCUGGACACGUUACUCUGCUGGAUGGGACAGUAAAUUCAUCCUGAUACCGUUCUCAUACCUGCCUUCAGUUCUCACAGACUUCAUCCUAACUAUGGGACAGCCGAAACCAGCCAAAGUGAUUUCAUCUUCUACUAAGUAA
This is a messenger RNA of Bufo gargarizans (Asiatic toad), 804 nucleotides long. RefSeq names its product retinol dehydrogenase 7-like. Lineage: Eukaryota; Metazoa; Chordata; Amphibia; Anura; Bufonidae. The transcript is spliced from 4 exons. Bases 1 to 804 code for a protein of 267 amino acids. The record is from RefSeq and is a predicted model, not a curated record.